Molecule: messenger RNA, 938 nt
Organism: Dermatophagoides pteronyssinus (European house dust mite)
Lineage: Eukaryota; Metazoa; Arthropoda; Arachnida; Sarcoptiformes; Pyroglyphidae
Source: RefSeq, a predicted model, not a curated record
UUCAAUUUUACAAAAGAAAUCUGCUUAAAAUGUGCUUAUCAAAUAUGAAAUUUAUUUAUGUCUUCUAUUUGAUUUUGUUGAUUACAUCGGAAAUCCGAAUGGAUAAUGAAUUGAAAAUGACUGCAACACAAAAAGAUCAAAUCUGUGAAAGUCUCAAGAAUAAUAAUAGCACACAAUUCAACAUAAUUGCAAUUGGAACAACAUCAGAACGAAUAUUAUUGAUAACAAAGGAUUACUAUGUAUAUGAUGUUCCAAUCGAUUCCUUAGAUCAGGCCCAUGAUAAAUUACAUCUACCAACAAAGCCAACACCAAUCCACGAUAAAUAUCCACUUCUUUUCAAUAAUCCAAUUUUUCAUCAAUUUCGAUCAUUCCCUUCAAGUUCAAACGCAUUUAUAAUGAAUGAUGGAAAAAAUGACUGGUUUUUUUUAAGCAAAAGGCAAGGAGAAACAAUGUUGAAAGUUUAUUAUAACAUGGAUAGUUCAGAAGUGUUUACUAACUUGGUUCCACUUGUUGAGAAAAACGAAGUUUUGGUUUCAAGCGACAUUCCACGCCAUUAUUAUUCAGUAGUUCGUGAGAAUAAUAAUUUGCAUAUGAGUAUAUAUCGAUAUGAUGAAGAUAGUGAUUUUAAGAAUAUUUCAAUCAUACCUACCGAAGGAGCUAAAUACUCAAUAUGCUACAAUCCACAGAAUACGAAAAUUAUGAUGGAAAAGGGAAAACAAUGUCGUUCUGGAAUUCCGGUUCAUUGGCCAGUAUUAAAAGGAUUUGUGAGUGGUAACAAAUUCUAUUUAUUUGGUCAUUCAAGCAUCUACAUUUUCGAUGAAGCUGUGUACAAUAAUCAAGGAAAAGAAUAUCCAGUGCAAAAAUCAGUUACCAUUCUUUCUUCAAUUGUGCCGAUAAAAAAAAUCCAACCAGAAGAAAUCGAAAGAAAGGAAAACUAA